Molecule: messenger RNA, 798 nt
Organism: Otolemur garnettii (small-eared galago)
Lineage: Eukaryota; Metazoa; Chordata; Mammalia; Primates; Galagidae
Gene: POU2AF2
Product: chromosome unknown C11orf53 homolog
Exons: 4
Coding region: 1-798 (265 amino acids)
Source: RefSeq, a predicted model, not a curated record
AUGCUGCUUUCUGAAUGGUCAGAGGAUAAUUUGCCUGAGCAGAUUGAAUUCAAGGGCAGCGUCAGCACCUCUCAGUCCGCAUUUGUCCAGCUGCCAGGCUCACCGGUCAUGUCCGGUUACUAUGGUGUCAGAAGAUCUUUCCUAUCUGACUCAGACUUCCACAACAGUAAACAGUUUUCAAAUGACGUCUACUCCUCCAGCGUGGCGAAGCCCUUUCCCUGCGAGCCUUCGGCUGGGCAGAGCCAUGCGGCCCUCCUGGAGUCCUACUUCCCGGAGCCCUACGGAGACCACCGCCCGCCUGCGCUGGCACCCAACACUGGCUCGCUGUUCAGUGCCUCGCCCCUGCCACCUCUGCUGCCGCCACCCUUCCCCAGCGACCCGGCUCACUACGUGUUUAGGGACUCAUGGGAGCAGACGGUGUCAGAUGGUCUCAGCCAGCCAGAGCCCAUGCCCGCCGACACCCUGCAGACCUUGCCACCCAGCACAAGCUGCCUCUCCCAGCUGGACCCUGGGAGCACUGCCCAGCACAGGGGCUCCAGCUGGGGUUCCUCCCUUGCUGGGGCCCAGUCCUACUCGCUGCAUACGCUGGAGGAUCUGCACCACACGCCGGGGUACCCGACCCCGCCUCCUUACCCCUUCACCCCUUUCAUGACGGUGCCAAACGACCUCCCACCCAAGGUGCUGCCCAUCUCCCCUGAGGAGGAGGCAGACACUGCUUCCCUUCAGGACCCUGCACCUUGGUCGAAAGACGAUGGGAGCAUUGCCUGGGGGUCGUAUGAGUGCCGCAGAGCUUACUGA